Cetraspora pellucida is the source of this 663-nucleotide messenger RNA. NCBI's taxonomy places the organism in Eukaryota, Fungi, Glomeromycota, Glomeromycetes, Diversisporales, Gigasporaceae. The record is from the annotation of a GenBank genome assembly.
AUGGUUUUAAGAGAAAUAGCAAAAGCCUUCAAAGAUGCUAUCGCUGGAGUUGCUCUUGUUACAAAAACUCCUGAAAGAGAAACUAACUUACCUGGUUAUAUUUCUCGUUAUUGUAUGUCUGAAAGGACCCCAAAUCCAACCCAAAACAGCCAGAAUAGAAUUGAACUGAAUGAAGAUUAUGAACUUGAAGUUAAGGAAGAGGAAGCUUUUGUAACACUGUGGCCUACUACAAACUAUACCCUACUUGAAGACUGGCCAGAAGCCCCAGUUGAAUCAUCUGUAAAUGUGGACCUAUUAGUAGCACAACUUGCAAUUGUGAACCCACCACUACCAGUACCAAAAGCCCCUCCUACAAGACCUCGAAGAAAAAGAGGCACAUCUACAGAGGCUCGCAAAAGGCCUAUAAAGACUGUUGCCCCUCUAGAGCUACCAUUAUCUUCUUUUAAGCCUAUGAAUGCUAUAAUUGAAUCAAAGGAUGAAAUCUUUUUAUUAGAAAUAAACUGGUUUAAACAAACAUAUGCCUGUUUGCAUGUUGAUAAAACUACUAAAAAUGAAAAAAAUGGAAUAUUCAAUGAGUUCAAGUAUGAAGACAAAAUGUUGAAUAAAGCUGAAGGAUAUUACACCAGUGAAGUAUCAGAUAAUGAACUUUUUGAUAACCCAUGA